AUGGAAGAUAAUAUACACGAAUGGUGUCUCCUCGAAUACCUCAACAUUACCACAUUUAUAUCACCCGAAUGCUUUUACCUAACAAAUUUAUCACCUGACGCGAAAUCCCAGCUUUCACAAAAACCGAUUCUACAAGAGUGCCAUUUGUUAACUAGCGAUGUGAAUAGCAUGGGGAUUGAAAAAGAGCGAAUAUGUUUGUUGGAUCCUGCAUCUAGUGAUGUUUUGGUGCCUGCUGAUGCUGAAAAGUUCGAGUAUUUUUUAUUUGGUGGGAUUUUGGGUGAUGAUCCUCCAAAAGAUCGAACAAACGAGCUACGACAAUUUGGAUUCCCGACUCGACAAUUGGGGUCUUUACAAAUGACAACAGACACCGCGUUAAUAGUCACUAAAAAAAUUAUCGAAGAUUCUAUUGUACUUGAUCAAAUCCCGUUUAUUGAUUUUCCCGAGAUAAAGUUUGAUAAGACAGAGUCAGUGAUAAUGCCAUUUCGUUACAUUUCAAUUCCUGAUAUGAAUGUCUCGACACUACAAACUACCAAUAAUCAACUAAAGAAACAUGUUAAACCGUUAAUGCCUUACGGAAUGAUUGAACUGCUAAAAAAUGAGGGAGAUAUGGUGUUAGAGUUUGAAUGA
Messenger RNA from Ambispora gerdemannii, 627 nucleotides. The record is from the annotation of a GenBank genome assembly. NCBI's taxonomy places the organism in Eukaryota, Fungi, Glomeromycota, Glomeromycetes, Archaeosporales, Ambisporaceae.